UCUGUAGAUUUAUUAAAUGUAAUGUCAUGGAUUAAUUCCUUCUCAUUCGACAUUACAUGUUAAGAAGUAUUAAAAUAUAAUUCAAAUUGUUUUCUUAUAUAAAGGUAGAUAAAAUUUUAUCGUAUUGUGAUGUAGGCUUUAGCUUUUUAGUUGAAUAAGGUCUAUUCACAGUUCACAGUGAUACUAGAGGUUCUUUUAUAACCGUAAGCAAUUCGAUUUAAAGUUAACUGUUAAAUAACACUGUUUUUAAUAUUACAAGAAAUAUAUUGACACAAUUAUCGUUACGAAUAAGGCAUGUGUUCGCAAAUUUAAGGAAGUACUAUUACGAAAGAAUAUUUCGUUUAAGACAGGUUAUGCAUUAAUUUGUUUGGAACCACAGUAAGAAACAUAGAGGACGAAAUGGAUAUUAAUGUAAAAUUAGAUGAACCUUUGACAAGCAACGCCUGUGUAAAACUCGUAAUUGAACUUUUGAAGUAUAUUUUAUAUCAAAAGCAGCAAAUACCGUUUGCAUAUGAAUCGUUAACUCAACUGCAAAUGAAUAUGAAAUCAACAGAUAGGAAUUUAAUUUCCAUAAAGAAAUUACUACAAUCUUUAAAAAACACAUCAGAACAAUUGAGUUCACAAUUUCAUCUCACCAACUGCAAAGUCAAAGAAAUCGCUAUACUCAUUGGUGCUACUAUAAUAUCACCAAAAUUACAUAUUAAAUUGGAAUUACCGUCAGAUAUUCUCAAUAGUCAAGAACAUUAUGAAUGUAAACACGCAUCUAGGAAACCUUUGUUAAACCUCAUGAGGUCUAUGUCAGAAUGUUCUGAAUUUCAAGACGCAAUAAGUUCACCAUUAACUCUUACAAACACUUUUGUAUUAUUAGAAAAAAGUGAUAGUAAUUUAAUAUCUGAAUUUUUUCUACCUAAGCCAUACUAUAUACCACCAAUAAAGAAUUCAAAGUGUUUUAUAAUUAAAUUACAACAUAGUAACCAAAUAAAAAUGGAUUGUAACUGCAUUGAUUUAGUGAAAAUUUAUAACGAAUUAUCUGAAUCUGACAGUAAGAAAACUGAGGACAUUAAUUUCUUGAAAAAUUCAAAUGAAAAUAUUACAAAUGUUCCUUUUCAAUGGUAUCAAUCCAGAGAAGUAAUUAAGGGAUUUAAAUUUAUAAGAUGACCAUAAGAUUGCCAUAGGAAAUUAAAGUUAUAGCAUAGCUUUUAUUAAUACAAAAUUUAUGGAACAAUUGAAAAAAAUAUUAUUGAUAAAACAUUUUGUACUAGAUAAUUAUGUUAUAAAAUUUAUCAAUCAAGAUAUUAUAGAAGUAUAUUAAUAGUUAUAAUAAUUGCAUAGAUCAUGCUUUUUAAACAUUUUUUCUGACUAAUAUUAAUGACAUAAAGUAUUUUGUUUUUUACACUGAAAAUAUCAUGAUUAUAAUUAAAACUUAUACAUACC
This is a messenger RNA of Nomia melanderi (Alkali bee), 1434 nucleotides long. Its product is annotated as MAD2L1-binding protein. The record is from RefSeq and is a predicted model, not a curated record. Lineage: Eukaryota; Metazoa; Arthropoda; Insecta; Hymenoptera; Halictidae. Gene Ontology annotation, cellular component: nucleus. Gene Ontology annotation, biological process: regulation of exit from mitosis.